Messenger RNA from Dreissena polymorpha, 2510 nucleotides. RefSeq names its product elongation of very long chain fatty acids protein 7-like. NCBI's taxonomy places the organism in Eukaryota, Metazoa, Mollusca, Bivalvia, Myida, Dreissenidae. Gene Ontology annotation, cellular component: endoplasmic reticulum membrane. Gene Ontology annotation, biological process: fatty acid elongation, saturated fatty acid; fatty acid elongation, monounsaturated fatty acid; fatty acid elongation, polyunsaturated fatty acid. The coding region runs from base 132 to 1079 and encodes 315 amino acids. The record is from RefSeq and is a predicted model, not a curated record. Gene Ontology annotation, molecular function: fatty acid elongase activity. The transcript has 7 exons.
CGAGCGACAACAACAUAUUUUAUAGAACAACCCCAAGGCAAAUAGUUCAGUAGGCAAGAGCGUGUGUUGUCAAGGCGCGUUAUAUAGCUCGGUGGUUUUUCCCUGAUAGAUGUGAGUCGUGAACAUUCAACAUGGUGGAUGUAAUUUCGCGUGUUGCUGGAUUUUAUGAUUACCUAUGCAGCGAUAUAGAUCCUCGGGUAAAGGACUGGCCUCUAAUGAGCAGUCCAAUAGAGCCUCUGUUGCUGGUGAUAGCUUACCUCGUGUUCGUGUACAUGGGCCCAAAAUGGAUGGACAGUCGGAAGCCAAUGAAGCUACAAAAUGUGCUGGUUUUCUACAAUUUCUUCAUGGUAGCGCUAAGCGCUUACACUGUACAUGAGAUGUUGCUUGGAGGAUGGCUGACUAGUUACUCUCUAAGUUGCGACCAAGAAGUCGAUUACUCUACGUCUCCUACAGCAAUCAGGAUGGCUAGCGCGACGUGGUUGUUCUUCAUCGCGAAGUAUAUAGAACUUUUCGACACGGUGUUUUUCAUCCUGCGUAAGAAACAGAGUCAGGUGACAUUUCUGCACGUGUUCCAUCAUGGCUGCCUUCCGGUGUUCUGGUGGUGGGGCGUGAAGGCAGUGCCAGGUGGGUUCGGGACAUUUCACGCGCUGGUAAACUGUUGCGUGCACGUGGUCAUGUACCUGUAUUACGGUAUCGCCGCCCUAGGACCUGACUAUCAGAAAUACAUUUGGUGGAAGAAAUAUGUCACGAAGUUCCAGCUGGCUCAGUUUUUUAUAGUGACUGUGCACAAUUCGCAAUUUCUGUUCCGCACAUGUGCGUAUCCAUGGAAAUACGUGGCUUUCAUCCAGGGAUUCACUACGCUCAUCGCCAUCUUAUUUCUGAACUUUUACGUCCAAGCGUAUAGAAAGCCCAAAUAUCUGCAGAUUAAGAGCCAAAGAAUUUCCAACGGCGUCCUUAGCAACGGUCAUGAAGUCAUAGGACAUAGCAACAAAUAUAGCAACGGCGCAGCGGUAAACGGGUCGAUAGUUGCAAAUGGUUACUGUCGUUCGGAACUCAAACGUCGACCUCUUUAUUCCUAGCGACGUUAAGUUAGUUAAGUUAUUAGGCUUAUGUUUGACAAAAACAAUGGUAAACGAUGAUAUCAUAAUCUUUGUUUCUAUGCUUUAAAUAUGUUAUAGCACAAUCCUAUUUCGGGCAUUUGCUUGUUAGAUUUUACUUAAUAAAAAAAAUAAAGUUUUUUAAAUAUUUUUUUUAGACGUUUUAAAUGAAUCUGAACAAAAUUCUGUAUUAGUUAAUGUGUCAAGUGUGUAUGAAAAGAAUAUUUAUUGCUUUUUUGUUUUAAUUUCGUUUGUGUGUUAAUGGUUUCUUCGUAUAUUCCAUUGUGGAAUUGAUAUAGUCAUUUAGCAACAGGUGCAUUUUGUACUCUAGUAUUCAUGUAUCCACCGACCUCAUUUAUCGUCUACUGCUAUUUUCCUGUGUCAUCUUUUCGACGUUCCAUUCCAUACGAAGUUAAACAAGCUGCUUAGUUAUAUUGCACAAAUUACUAUUCACGAACAUUGCUUCAACUUGAAGUAUGAACAUUAAAGGGGCCUUUUCACAGAAAUUGGUAGAUAUUGAAGUUUUUCAUUAAAUGCUUUAGAUUGAUAAAUAUUCACAUUGGAUCAUAAAGCUCCAGUAAAAAAACACUAGAAUACAAUUAACGAAAAGCAAAAAAAGUAACCAUCAACUGGGCUCGAACCACUAACCCCUGGAGUAAAAGUCUAACACUUAUACCACUCGUCCAUCCGUACUCACCCAAUGCAUGAUGUAUUUAAUACUUUAUAUAGGCAAUGCUCGUAGUGUCACCAAAUAUAACAACAACAAAACUCUCCAAAUUGUUUCGCGUUGCAACGCUUUAUAAUUUUCAGGUUUUUAAAUCGUCAAAAGAUGCAUAUAAUGAAUAUUUUAGAGCAUGGUAAAUGUUCAGUAUUACUGUUUCCUCACAAAUAUCAUAACUACAACGAAAGUUUGAGGGUCUGAAACAUUUUUUCUUAAUUUGUCAUUUUAUCAAAACGUGAAAAGGCCCCUUUAAUUUACCAACUGAAUCUCAAAAAUCAGCAAUAAACUUAUUAAAACAUUAUCCUUUUGUUUAUACAAAAGCACUGUUCGAAUUCUAGUAUGUAAAGUCCGCAAUAUUGCUGGGAUAGAUACAUAUACAAAAAGAAACUUUCGAUAUGUGUUGAUGAUAUGAUAUAUGAUGUUUUGUCUGCAAACAUAUAUGGAAAAAUAACGUCAUUAUUUGCCUGAUACAAGUUAGAUUAAGAUCAGAAAAAUCGGAAGUUGUGAUGAAUUUUUUAAGUGAAAUUACUUAGCUACAGGAAACUUCAUACGCGUUUAGACGUUGUGUGGAGUCUGUCCUAUACAAAAAUAGCUAAGAAUCCACAGACGACAUCUACGCAUUUAGACAAUAUUUAAAUUAUACAUGCUAUACUAUGAUCAGUUAAUAUAACUUAAUAAAUACAUCAUUCGUU